AUCGGGCUUAAUUGCUUCACACGCCACUACUUCCCCCCGGGCAAGGAAGCUUGCGAAACUCGCUAUCGCGAGGCCCAGGCCGAUCACCUUGCUCUUGUCAACAGCGGCCACCAUGUUGUUAUGCUGACCGAGGCUUUUCGCAACCUGAAGAAUCUCAAGACCGUUGGCAUCCGCGACUACAACUCCAAAGCACGUGGUCUUCGCGAUGGCUUUACAGCCGCAUGGGCAAGCUACGGUGCCACCACUCUGGAGAAGGAGACGGAAGUCAAUCUCUUCCGCGUCCCAAUAGACGAGAUCCAGGCCUAUACGAACAAGGUCUUCGUUUCCGUCUUCACAGCACUCGGCAAUGCCGGUGCACGCCCCAAGGCCUUUGAACUACUUCGCAAAGGCCACGGCGUCCCUUCAGACGACGCCUUCAACCUUUUUACCAAGUACCUCCAGCCAAAGGUCACCCCUGUUCUCCGGGGCCUGGAGACGUUUCUGUGCGUUGUGAACGUGGCAAACGGCCCGUUCCGCACCACAGCACCUAUAGUCGGCGCCGACGACAAUACGGCCUUCAGUCGGCGUCGGCACGACUAUCUCCUGCGCCUCUUCCUGGGGCACAUGCCCAAUUUGAAGCACCUGAGGCUGAACUUCAGCCACCCCGGUAACAACUCGGACGCCGUCGACCACUUCAUCAACUGGCUCGGCACCCCGAUUUCCAAAACCGAUAGAUCAUCGACGCUUGCAGCUUCCGACAGCCAGCUUCCGCCACCUCCUCCCCCCGUGGCAUUUCCGCACGUCGAGGAACUCAACUUGGGUCUUGUGGAUGUCGAGCCAAGGCGCCUGGUCCAGCUUGUCCGGAAGCUCUCGCCGACACUCAAGAGACUGACGCUUUGGAAGCUUACGCUGUGGAACAAAGCUGCCGAGGCCCAAAACCUUGACGAGCGACGCGACCACUACAAGGUCAACCUGUGGGCCAAGACGCUGAAAGCCCUGUGCGAGACAUCCAACCUGAACUUGGACCACAUCAAGAUUGGCAGCCCUGCUCAACGUACCUUCAUGACCAAUACCAAGGUUUGGUUCCACAACAAGGACUCUCCCGACGACAAGGUGGACCUGAAGGAGUACACCGGCAUCGAUUGGAAACACUUCGUCGAAGAGCUAGUGGGGCAAGUGAAGGCAGAACUUCCGGUGGAGAGUGACGAAGACUUGGACGAAUAUGAAGUGACAGACUCGGAGCUGGACGAGGAUAUGGAAGGUGAGAUGGAAGCCGACUUGAUGAACAUAUACUAUGACACCAAUGCCCACACGGACGAGAUGCAAGAAGCGCUGGAGAUGUGGGAGGACAUGAUCAUGUACGAAUCAGGCUUACUAUGACAGCGAUGCCUCCUACCCGGACGACAUGCAAGACGCGCUGGAGACGUGGGAGGACAUAGUAAUUUACGAAUCGGGCUUUCACCCGCUGAUUGAUGUUUUCAUAGACGUUUGCCCUAGAGACGUAGAUAGGCCGGAACAGAGGCCGACAAUGGUCGUUAAUGUUACGCUGGGUAGGUGGUCAGAAAUGAGUUGAUGAACAAGCUUUGUUACCUAUCUACCAAUGCGAAUUUCCGAGGUGGCCAGAAUGCUUUGUUAUCCAAACAAGAUAGUCAGAAACGAGGAGUAAUCAAGAGGCCACCAAGGAGCCGCGCAGUCAAACGAUGACGAUUACCGUUCAGGUCCCGGGCUCCACCAUCCAGGCAGCUAGGCCACUAAACUUACGAGAUGCCAAUGAUGGGCUGGUCCGUGUGAGAAUGGCUGGAGGGACGUCGUCGAGAUGAAGCGAUCCCCGAUGCCGAGUCGUCACUUUAUUGGAUGACA
Messenger RNA from Colletotrichum navitas, 1839 nucleotides. RefSeq lists its product as uncharacterized. Lineage: Eukaryota; Fungi; Ascomycota; Sordariomycetes; Glomerellales; Glomerellaceae. The transcript is spliced from 2 exons. Bases 121 to 1359 code for a protein of 412 amino acids. The record is from RefSeq and is a predicted model, not a curated record.